AUUACUAUUAAAGGAGCGGUUGGGGGAUCUUGUGCUUCAUCGUCACGCGGAAUCCCUACGAUCUCGUCUUCUGCAGACGAUCAUCAUGAGUUUCUGCAAAUGGGUUUCUCUUGUUUUGAUCAUUCACUUACUCAAUCCUUCGUCGAUUUCCUGUUCGUUUCCGCAAACCUCGAUUGGGUUAUCGCAAAUUCCCCAAAAGUUUCUAAAUUUGGCCCAAAGGGAUGAUUUUGUUGAUUGGAUGAUCGGAAUCAGAAGGAAACUCCACGAGAACCCAGAACUGGGCUACGAGGAAAUCGAGACAGGUAAGCUCAUCAGAGCUGAAUUGGAUAAGAUGGGUGUUUCUUACAAGUACCCAGUCGGCGUAACUGGCGUUGUUGGUUAUGUCGGGACCGGUCAGCCACCUUUCGUUGCGCUACGAACAGACAUGGAUGCUCUUUCUAUGCAGGAAAUGGUGGAAUGGGAAAGCAAGAGUAAGAUUCCCGGGAAAAUGCAUGCUUGUGGGCACGAUGCUCAUACGGCAAUGCUCCUCGGUGCUGCAAAACUGCUCAAAGAACACCAAGAAGAAUUGAAGGGUACAGUAGUUCUUGUUUUCCAACCAGCCGAGGAAGGUGGAGGAGGUGCAAAGAAAGUCAUGGAGAGUGGAGUAUUGGACAAUAUCGAUGCAAUAUUCGGUUUUCAUGUCUCAAAUCUCUUGAAAUUGGGUGAAGUGGCUUCCAGAGAAGGUCCAAUUUUGGCUGGGAGUGGCUUUUUCGAAGCCAAGAUUACCGGGAAAGGAGGCCAUGCAGCUAUUCCUCAGCACUCCAUCGACCCGAUAUUGGCUGCUUCUAAUGUGGUUGUAAGCUUACAACACCUAGUCUCACGUGAGGCCGACCCCCUCGACUCGCAGGUGGUCACAGUUGCCAAAUUUGAAGGAGGUGGAGCUUUUAAUGUGAUUCCAGACUCGGUUACAAUUGGUGGAACGUUCCGAGCCUUUUCAAAUGAAAGCUUUAAGCAACUCAAGAAACGGAUCGAGCAGGUUAUCACAAGGCAAGCCAGCGUUCAGAGGUGUAUUGCGACGGUGGAUUUUCUCGAGGAGGGUAAACCCUUUUUCCCCCCAACCGUGAACGAUAAAAACCUGCACGGUUUCUUCAAGAAGGUUGCGGGAGAAAUGCUGGGAACUGAGAAUUACUCUGAGAUGCAACCGCUGAUGGGAUCGGAGGAUUUCUCCUUCUACCAAGAAGCGAAACCCGGGUUGUUUUACUUUGUAGGAAUGCAGGAAGAGGGGAAACCACGGAUGGAGAACCUGCAUUCGCCUUAUUUCCGUGUGAACGAAGAAGCGAUCCCUUAUGGAGCUGCCCUGCAUGCAUCCCUGGCAGCUACAUAUCUCCUCGAGUCCCGAUCCGACGAUUCAUCGCCCCACCAGAGUUACAAGGAUGAACUUUGAACCCGUUUCCGGUCCUCUCUGGCUCACCUUCAUUCCGACAAGAUUGGCAUUAUCUCAUCCGUUAUAUAAAUAAACACGAAAUGAGUAUGUCCUGAACAAAUGCAUCAGAUAGGUUUUCAGGGAACUGAAGAAACGUAAACUUCGUCGAAAAGGAUCAGUGAUUAGGCCCUCAUUGUGAGAAUCUUGAGUGGUUCUUGUUUCUGUUUCUUUCCUAUUGAUUCUGGGAAGCUAAAAAAAUUAGAGAACUCAACUCUGAGAGAUUGUUCCGGGAUUCCGACAAAACACUUGUUCGGCCUUAGAUCGCAGCUUAUCUCGGGAUUUUUCUGGUA
Messenger RNA from Tarenaya hassleriana, 1752 nucleotides. RefSeq names its product IAA-amino acid hydrolase ILR1-like 4. Gene Ontology annotation, molecular function: IAA-Ala conjugate hydrolase activity. The record is from RefSeq and is a predicted model, not a curated record. Gene Ontology annotation, cellular component: endoplasmic reticulum. The coding region runs from base 86 to 1423 and encodes 445 amino acids. The transcript has 5 exons. Gene Ontology annotation, biological process: auxin metabolic process. NCBI's taxonomy places the organism in Eukaryota, Viridiplantae, Streptophyta, Magnoliopsida, Brassicales, Cleomaceae.